Molecule: messenger RNA, 3727 nt
Organism: Daldinia caldariorum
Lineage: Eukaryota; Fungi; Ascomycota; Sordariomycetes; Xylariales; Hypoxylaceae
Exons: 2
Coding region: 389-3448 (1019 amino acids)
Biological process (GO): phospholipid transport
Cellular component (GO): ERMES complex; endoplasmic reticulum
Molecular function (GO): lipid binding
Source: RefSeq, a predicted model, not a curated record
UUUAACCUUCCAUCUCCCUCUAGCUAGCGCUUAUUUUUGAACCUAGCACCUAGAGCCUACCUACCUCAGCUAGCUCUCUUAAUGUGUGGCCUUAUCGUCAUUCAACCAUUCAGCCAUUCUACCAAUUCCCAUCAUUCUAAAGAAACCAAGUUACCUUACCUAAGUCCCGGCAUAAAUGUAAACUAAACAAACCAUUAACUGUACAUCUUCAUUUUUUUUAAGAAAAUUAAAAUUUUAGGACUUUCUUACCGAAAAAAAAGAAACAGAACAAAAAUACCUAACAAUAAACAAUAAAUCAAUAAAAUUCAUCCAUGGUCCACGAAAUUCGGCCGCCGCAAAGGUUAGCAGAUCCGCACUUUGCUGGCUGUUGUUUUUAUAAGCCGGAGUUAUGGGUAUGAGCUGGACUGGUUUCUUAUUGACCUACCUCUUUGGUGGUGUCACUUUCAUUCCUCUUGUUAUAGCAGCUGUACUGCUUCACGCGCAUCUCACAUUUCCCACUCGCGAUGAAAAUACGGAAGAAGAUGACGGCAAUGACCCCAACAGCAUCGUUCAGCCUGGUGACGAUACGACGGCCCUUCGCGAGGCUCAAAAGGAAGAACCAAAACAACGACUCCUCGCCGAGUCCGAUACGGCCGCGGGAUACUUCGCAGUAUGUCGUGAAUACACCCCGAUGGGCAUCAAUGCCAAACCGAUAGAGCGUUCUACCCCCGUAGGAUCGACUACUGUCGCUGCGCCGAGCCAGAGUGUAUAUCAGUCUAUGUACAGGAGCAUCUUCGACAGGAAGCAGACUCAUAACCCGUUAGAUGACAAUAAAGGUGUUAGUCAACGACCCAAAAAGGCAGGCAAUGUCUUCUACGUUGUACUGAGACACGGCCACUUAAUGCUAUUCGACGACGACGAACAGCUCGAGGUCCGCCACGUUAUCUCCUUAGCUCAUCACGACGUCAGUAUAUACUCGGGAGGAGAUGUUACCCCCGAAGGCGAGUUGUUCAUUAAGCGGAAUGCAUUGCGCUUGAGCAGGAAGACGGAUGGGAAGGAUUCAACCCCGGACGUACGAGUAUCGAAGCCCUUCUACCUUUUCUCCGAGAACUGCUCCGCCAAGGAAGAUUUCUACUUUGCUCUGUUAAGGAAUCAAGAGCAGAGCUUUACCGGCCAGAACCUGGCUCCGAAGCCCCAGAAAUUUGAGGUUAAGAACAUAAUAUCCCUGGUUCAAAAGCUACAUUCCUCCGAGGAUCAUUUACAGACGAGAUGGCUCAAUGCUUUGAUAGGAAGGAUAUUUCUCGGCGUCUACAAGACCAAGGACAUCGAAUAUUUCAUUAGGGAGAAAAUCACGAAGAAAAUCUCUCGUGUCAAUCGACCAUCUUUUCUUACUAGCAUCACGAUCCAGAACAUCGACACGGGAGACUCGGCGCCGUAUUUUAUGAACCCACGGCUCAAAGACCUUAGUGUGGAGGGAGAGUGCGGCAUGGAAGCCGAUGUUAAGUACAACGGCAAAUUCAGAUUAGAGGUCGCCGCCACGGCACGUAUCGAUCUAGGCCCGAGGUUCAAGGUGAGAGAGGUUAAUCUUGUGCUUGCCGUGGUGUUGAGAAAGCUGGAGGGACAUGCUUUCUUCAAGAUAAAACCACCCCCCAGCAAUCGUAUAUGGUUCUCAUUCCAGUCCAUGCCCAAGAUGGAGAUGACAAUCGAGCCUAUUGUAAGUUCGAGGCAGAUUACAUACACAGUAAUCCUCAGACAGAUCGAGAACAGAAUCAAGGAGGUCAUGGCCGAGACAUUAGUAGCACCGUUUUGGGACGAUAUUCCGUUUUUCAAUACCGAACACAAACAAUGGCGCGGGGGUAUAUUCGAAGGGGACGAUGCCGUGGAUACUUCGCCCGACACAGAAGCUAUCGCCGCUCAACAUGGCGAUGUAGAUGAAGUCAGUCACAUCGAGGGGACGAGCACGGAUGCUCCCCCUGAACAGCCUUCGUUAGAGAAGAGUCAUAGCGUUCCCAUCAUGGAGACAGCCCAAGCAGCUCAACCACAGGGUUUCUGGAGUAGAAAGCUCAACUCUAAAAAGAGUUUACUGGGAGACGGUAGUCAAAGUCCAUCAGCAUCGACAACAGCGUUCGAAGCAAAGAGCCCGCGAAGCUCUGCUACAGACGUGUUGCACACUCCUCGAUCAGGGUCCAUCUCAACGUCGAGCCCUAUCGUCGGCACUGACCCCGUGCACGCAGAAACUUUCAGACCUUCGUCAAGUCCACCAGACCGCGAUGACGCGUUCAGUGCCAUGGCACAUCUUUCUGCCAGGUCCAAGAACACAUCACCAGCUCAUACACCAGCUCAUACACCAUCGGGUUCGCCAGGGAAAACACGUUCUAUCUCACAAACGAUCAACGGUUCUUCCAAUUCGUCCUCUGAAGCUGUUCAUGAGGGGCAUGAAGAUGAUAAUACCCCUACAGCCCCGGCCAGAUGCCACACUGCCUCCUCCACAGGAAGCGCCGAGAGCGAUAAUGGGCCGUCCAGUUCCCCUGCGCCAUCUAGCAGCAGAAAUUCGGUGAAAAGUGCCAGUGGGUCGAUAGGCAGAGGCUUCUUCUCACGAAGAGAAAAUACUUCCUCGCCGGCAAGUUCCAUAAAUGGGACGUCAGAGGGCAAGCGAAACACUCUUGCUGCCGUGUCUAACGUUGCCGCGACGGCGAAGAGAUGGGGCUUAAAUGCGAUACAGAGACAGACGGACAAGAAAAGCAACGCUCACGGACGCAAUCUUUCCGAUCCUCCAAUAGAUCUGAAUCAGCCUAUGGGACGCGGACAACCGUUACCACCUCCCGGCACGCCUCUGCCUGGUCCCGGGAAGAAAACGUCCCCAAUUACUAUCAUGCCCAAGCGGAAGCCUAUUGCUCCCCCGCCAUCGCUAACAAGACAGAGCACCGGCGAUUUACAUGAUACGAACAAAUUAGAACGACGACCGGUGCCGCCACCUCCGCUACCAUCAAGACGCAGGCGUAUUUCGCAGAUUCACGCGGCUGGCAACGAAACCAACAACGAAGAUAACGUCCUCGUCGUUGCGGCGCCGGCAGAUUCGGAGCCGAAUAGCCCGUCAUUCCAGAUUGGCGAUCACGACGAUCCCAUGUCUUCGCCUGCGUACGUUCAGCCUUGGGUGGAGGACGCGGAAGAGUUGAAUGGUAACGUUCAUGGAGGCGUAGAAGGCGAAAGCGAAGACUUGAUUCAGAUGGAUGUAGACGACGAGGAUAAGGCAUCUUCACAGACGCAUAUCCCGCCUCCGGCACUGCCUCCUAGGAGACAAGCGAGCCAUGAGGAAGAGCAGCAAGUGGAAAGACAAGAAGAGGAUGAAGGCGAAGAUGGGUAUACGAAUUGGGUGGAAGGACCCGAUCCCGAGUUUGUUACGUCGCCUCCUUCUGACGCUCACGCCGUCAAUACCCACGUCACUGCCAAUACCACAACUGUCAAAUGAGAUGGAAGGGUAUGGCGAUUAGCGUUUACCACAUAUAUAUACGUUCACAUGCAUGUAAUACCUACCUUAGGUACCUACAGAAUUCAGCCACUCCGGUAGGCGACGUCCGUCAGAUACAUGACACAUCGCAUAAUCGAUACCUGCCUAGGUAUGGAUGGAGUGCACAAGUGUGGGUGGUGGUAUUUUGCAUACCCUCCCUAAGAUGUCUAUUACGCUGGCUCGACCGUAGUUCGAAGACGACCAAGGCUAAGUCUGUAGUAUAUUCAAGACAUUUAGAGG